Messenger RNA from Pocillopora damicornis (cauliflower coral), 3195 nucleotides. RefSeq lists its product as uncharacterized. NCBI's taxonomy places the organism in Eukaryota, Metazoa, Cnidaria, Anthozoa, Scleractinia, Pocilloporidae. The record is from RefSeq and is a predicted model, not a curated record. Gene Ontology annotation, molecular function: calcium ion binding; protein kinase binding. Gene Ontology annotation, cellular component: basolateral plasma membrane; cell junction. Gene Ontology annotation, biological process: establishment or maintenance of epithelial cell apical/basal polarity; receptor clustering; cell-cell adhesion.
AAAUUCUCGUCGGCAAACCGUAUAUACGUCACAGAAAUUAUUACGAUAAAGGUCGCUUUGCGACCAGACAGACACGACGAUUCAUACCAGGGCAAAUGAUGCGAAGGCUUUUGCGCAAAGAGUUUGAAUCGGACGUGGCCAUUUUACAACUGGGUGAAUUAUCGAUAACGACAGUCAGAUAAUGUUGUUAUUCACACAAAUAUUGACCAAGUAACUAUUUAUUCUUCCGGAGAAGUGGUUAUAACGUGGUUUGUCUCGAUAGAACUCGUCGCUGCUAUAAUGGCCGUCAGGAGAGGGAAGUUCCGAGCUUUCUUGAAGUCCAAGAAUCCCACAGAUGAAAGCCACGAUGAAAAAAAUUCCUUUACAAACACUCAAGAUAUUGAAAUCGAAGUGGAAGUCUCAGUUGGACCAAGAGGAGAAAUUAGCGACGCAGAUGUAGAAAUCGCUGGUGGUAACGAUCAGCCUUACAUUCCAGGGAAUCCUGGACUUUUCAUCACUGAUAUAAGACCUGGAGGCGAGGCGGACAAACUUUUGAGUCCUGGAUGUCAAAUAGCAAAGAUUGAAGAUGUCGAUGUUACAAAUGUACCCCGUCAAGUGGCUGACAAUUUGCUCGAGUUUGCUGAUAAAUGGGCACGGCUACAUGUCAGGAUGCCCAAAGGCUUAGACGAGGUCUCUGAGGUGUCUUCAAAAGUGGUUUCUUGGGGAACAGUGACCUUUGACACUGACAACAGCGACUCAGGAGUCGGGAGUACCAGUGGAAUGUUGGAAAAGGAAUUCAAAUCAAACUUAGACGCAAGCGAGAAAGUUACUGUGAAAAUUGCGGUUGGACUUUGGGGACAACUUUUGCCUCUUGAUUUUGAGAUAUACGGGGGACAGGAUGAAAAGUCAAUAGACGGAGAUACGGGAAUCUUCAUUAAGGAGAUAAAAGAAGGCAGCUCAUUGUCGAAAGACGUCAAAGUCGGAGAUAAAAUUGUUAAGGUUAAUGGUAUUGACGUCACAAAUGUUCCUCAGCACGCGUUCUUCAACUUAUUACGUGGCGCUGACAAAGUUGUUAAGAUGCAAAUCGCGAAGACUUCUGUCGCAAAGGAUGAUACAGAAAUUCAGGUUUUCGAAGAUGAGGAAACUGGGGAGAAUGAAAGAAUUAUAGAAAUUUCAACUGGUCCUAAAGGACGGAUUGGUAAACUUGGAUUGAAGAUCAAUGGUGGACGAGAUAGGCCUGUUGUACCAGGAGAUCCCGGGAUUUUCAUAACAGCUGUCAAAAGGGGAAGUUUAUUGAAAAGAGUCAUUGGCCCUGGAGACAAAAUCCUUAAGAUUGAUGGUGCGAAUGUAACAAACGUUCCAUUAAGAGUUGCUUUCGACAAGAUAAAAGAAGCAGACAGACGAGUGAGGCUACACAUCAAAAAAGCGGAUACCAGUGAGCAUGACAUUUCGGAAAGAAAACGAAAGAGUUUCGCGCAGCAGGCCGCGAGGUCUUUUUCUGAAGAGCAGUUGCAAGAAUACAAGACAGCAUUUUCAGUGUACGAUAGAACAGGAUCGGGUAAAAUAUCUCUGAAACAAGUCAUGCAACUAUGUCGUUCGCUUGGCUAUAAUCUCACAUCAACCGACAGGGAUGUCAUCACUACUGAAUAUAGCCUAACAGGUGACGGUAAAAUCUCUUUCCUGGAUUUCAUUCCGAUAAUAACCAAAAUCAGCUCUUUUCAUCAAAGCGAUUCAGAUCUGAUGGAUGCAUUUGAAGUGUUCGACCGAGAGGAGAAGGGUUUUUUCAGACUACAUGAGCUUGAAGACGCUUUAAAAAAAAUGCCGGGUUCGGAAGGGAUGACAGAGGACGAACUUGCGGACAUUCUUCAGUUAGCAGAUCCCGAUGGUGAUGGACAUGUUAUCUUUGAAGAAUUCCAAAAUCUCAUGUUGCCUCUCUUCAACCAAAUGUGUAAACAUUCCAUUUCUGAUAUUCGUUGUCGGGACGUGACGAGGAAAACAGCUUCGAGCCAUAUGGGACUGACAGAAUCAACACCGUGGAGUUCUCCAGAAAACAGAGCUGAAACAUUACAACAAGAUGGAGCAGAAACAUCAUCAUUGAACGAGAAAUCAAAGAGGCAGGAACGACAACAGGAUCCACGUUCUGUUGAAAUGAUCGUUGAGGUCAAUGCAACCCCUGAUGAGCGUGCGCAAGACCGAAAUAUUGCUGAGCACACGUUUUAUGGGGUAAAGGGUCACCUAAGACCAGAGAACAACAACAAGCCCGAAACAAAGAACAAAAAAAUGCUGCAUGCUGCAAAAAUGGUUCAACAAAUGACCAACGUUACGACAUUCCUUUCUUCGUUAAAAAAAGAGCCAGACUAUGUUUUUGUGGACAUUCCAAAGCAUCCUGACGACCGGGCAGCUGACUUAGGAUUUACCUUACAUGGUGGUACUGGUAGUCCUGUCAUUCAUGGAGAUCUAGGUAUUUUCAUCGACAAGGUGAUUCCCGGCAGCCUGGUGGACAAAAAGCUGAGUCCUGGGGAUAGAAUACUAUCAAUAAACGGACUCAAUGUCACUAAAGUACCGCUGACAUACGCACGCCAGGCAGUGAGAAAAGCUAGGGGAACGGUCAAACUUUACGUCAAGAAAGCCCCAAAAAGACAGCAAAUAGUUAACAAAGCCAUAAGGAAAGAGAACGAACAAGACGUUCCCUUGUUCAGCGACGAGCAGAUCGAAGAGUUCGAAGAUGCUUUUUCCGUUUACGACGUACAGGGCACAGGAAGAAUCAAACUAGGAGCCGUUUUUCCUCUGAUUCGUUCACUGGGAUACAAUCCUCUCGAGGCAAAAGUUUGGGUCUUUAUGAAUGAACUGGACUUAACAGCAAACCGGAAAUUGAAGUUUGAAGAAUUUGUAAGACUAAUGGAGGUCUUAAUAAUUGAUGAAAACGAAAACGAAGAACCCUCGCUCGAUUCAAUCCGGGUAUUUGACCCAGAAGAACUCGGCUUCAUCGGCUCCGAAGAUCUGAAGAUUGCUCUGAAAAGCAUGCCGGGAAGUGCUUACAUGAGUGACUUCGAGCUACGAGAUAUUCUUCAAAAAGCUGAUCCUGACAAAGAUGGAAAGAUAGAUAUUCAAGUGGAGAUCUCAAAGGACCAUAUCAAAGCCGAGGCCAAAGAGAACUGGUGCAUAAAAUGGAACGGUAACAAUGAAAUGAAAAGCCUCAGACUUCAUAAAUCUUAG